ACAGAGUCCGGGAAAAGAAAGCUUUGGAGAAAUCGAAAGUAGCUGGAGGGGAAGCGCUCGCUGAGCCCACACCGGCAGGAAACCCUGAGGAGACCCUCGCUGUUCACCCACCAUGAACCAGAACGCCCAGCGCUUCUUCACUGGCCCCCGCGCCGGAGUCCUGCCACCCUAUGAGAUGAUCAAGGAGGAGCACGAGGUGGCCGUGCUGGGGGGGCCCCAGGGCUCAGGAGCCGUGACAACCACCGUGGUCAACAUGCAGCCGGAGACCGUCGUGCCCGACCACAUCGUCUGGUCCCUGUUCAACACGCUCUUCUUCAACACCUGCUGCCUGGGCUUCGUGGCGUUCGCCUACUCCGUGAAGUCCAGGGACCGGAGGAUGGUCGGCGACGUGGUUGGGGCCCAGAGCUACGCGUCCACCGCCAAGUGCCUGAACAUCUGGGCCCUGGUCUUGGGCCUCCUUGGGACCAUAGGGUGCAUCGCGGUUCUGGUGUUGCUGUUGCCAGGCGUCCUCAGCGCAAUAGCGCAGGCCGCGCAGGCCCACGGAGGCCUGUAGUGGCUGCCCACGGCCGGCGGACCACGUCUCCCCUCCCGCUCCUGGCGCUGCCCCCACGCCCACCCCUUCCUACAGCACUUUGUCCCUGCCCCCUGCCCGCCGCC
This is a messenger RNA of Pteronotus mesoamericanus, 657 nucleotides long. RefSeq names its product interferon-induced transmembrane protein 3-like. Gene Ontology annotation, cellular component: plasma membrane. The transcript is spliced from 2 exons. The record is from RefSeq and is a predicted model, not a curated record. Lineage: Eukaryota; Metazoa; Chordata; Mammalia; Chiroptera; Mormoopidae. The coding region runs from base 113 to 553 and encodes 146 amino acids. Gene Ontology annotation, biological process: host-mediated suppression of symbiont invasion; type I interferon-mediated signaling pathway; response to type II interferon.